AUGAUGGCCAUGGACGCCAAGCAGCCCUUCGCCGUGCCCGCCGCCCUCCAGGAGCCCAAGUUCCCCAGCCUGCACGCCGGCAGCGAGGCGAUGCGCAGAGUUUGCCUCCCGGCCCCGCAGCUGCAGGGCAAUAUAUUCGGGAGCUUCGAUGAGAGCCUGCUGGCCCGCGCCGAGGGGCUGGCGGCCGCGGACAUCGCCCCCCACGCCAAGGGCCACCACCUGCACCCUCACUUCAAGCCGGACGCCGCCUUCCACGCCAUGAGCGGCGUCCCCUGCGCCGCCGCCGCCCUCCCGCACCCCGCCGCCCUCGCCACCCACCCGCAUCCGCUCCCGCACCCGGCGCUGGACGGCGGCGACCUGCUGGAGCACCUCUCGCCGUCGCUGGCCGUGGCGGGGCUGACCGAGCCCCCCGCGCUGCCCGCCCCGCUGCCGCCGCCGCCGCUGCCCGCCGCCGCCGCGGGACCCCUGCCCGUGCCCGUGGGCGCCCCGGGGGCUCCCGCGCCCGCCGCGGACCCGCGGGAGCUGGAGGCGUUCGCCGAGCGGUUCAAGCAGCGGCGGGUGCGGCUGGGGGUCACCCAGGCCGACGUGGGGGCGGCGCUGGCGGCGCUGAAGCUGCCGGGCGUGGGCUCGCUCAGCCAGAGCACGAUCUGCCGCUUCGAGUCGCUGACGCUGUCGCACAACAACAUGACGGCGCUGCGGCCGGUGCUCCAGGCCUGGCUGGAGGGCGCCGAGGCCGCCCGGCGAGCCCGCCCCGCCGGCCCCGACCCGCCGCCCGGCGCCGACCGCAAGCGCCGGCGGACCUCGAUCGCCGCGCCCGAGAGGCGCUCGCUGGAGGCGUAUUUCGCGCUGCAGCCUCGGCCCUCGGCCGAGAAGAUCGCGGCCAUCGCCGAGAAGCUGGACCUGAAGAAGAACGUGGUGCGCGUCUGGUUCUGCAACCAGCGCCAGAAGCAGAAGCGCAUGAAGUACUCGGCGGUGCACUGA
Molecule: messenger RNA, 981 nt
Organism: Serinus canaria (Common canary)
Lineage: Eukaryota; Metazoa; Chordata; Aves; Passeriformes; Fringillidae
Gene: POU4F3
Product: POU class 4 homeobox 3
Exons: 2
Coding region: 1-981 (326 amino acids)
Biological process (GO): regulation of transcription by RNA polymerase II
Molecular function (GO): RNA polymerase II cis-regulatory region sequence-specific DNA binding; DNA-binding transcription factor activity, RNA polymerase II-specific
Source: RefSeq, a predicted model, not a curated record